AUGAAUACUUCAACUGAAAAAAGUCUUUUCAGGUCGGAAGUAUCGCACGCCGUUGAAAUGUAUUUUAUAGAAUUCAUAGAUCGUGUGUUCGGAUACGCUAGGAAUGCGUACGUUGAGUUUUUACAAAAACAUUUUGCAGAUUACAAUAUUUCUGCCAACGAUAUAAGAGAUUUUGCCAAUUUCUUGGCAGAAGAUGUAGUGGAUCUAGCCGGCGUCGUAGUCCUAGGUAAGAACCACAAAAAGAAGAAGUGGACAGAGCAGUUUCGAUCAAUAUCUAUUGAACUACUUUAUAAAAAUCUCAAGGAGAUGCAAAUAUCGUACUUCUCCACAUUACCAAGAGAGAAUAUGUUUUACAGGAGUUGCUACCAAGAGACCUAUUUCGGAGGAGAUAUCCAUCACACGGACACAUGCUUCAAGGAAGGUGCUCAUACAGACGUCCUAAUUGUUCCGUUUGUAGAGAAAUUUUCUUUGAAUACAAGUUGUCCGGUAUGUUUCGAAGAUUAUGAUGAAGGAAAAUUCAUUUAUGAAAUGUCGUGUGGACAUUCAAUUGAUUGCGGAUGUGCUGAAGACUGGUUCGUGGAGAAGUCAGUUUGCCCAUAUUGUUCAAGAAAGGUGAAGGCUGUUGUUGAAACAAGUCGCCAGGCACAUGUAAGCUGGGAUGAGAAUGACGAAAUAACUGUUGACAUAUAUCUAACAACAAAACCGUACGACAGAAAAAAAAUUGAUUAUGGAAUGGAUGCUGGAUGA
Molecule: messenger RNA, 747 nt
Organism: Helobdella robusta
Lineage: Eukaryota; Metazoa; Annelida; Clitellata; Rhynchobdellida; Glossiphoniidae
Exons: 1
Coding region: 1-747 (248 amino acids)
Source: RefSeq, a predicted model, not a curated record